AUGAUUGAUUUCGACGACAAUUCUCCUUCCCCAAAGAAAUCUCCCAAACGUAACAACAUGAACAAUAACUCCAAGAUCCGUUCUUUCCAGCAAGAUAUGCUAGAUCCAUACUAUAUGCAUCCUAGUGACAAACCUGGGUUAUCGAUUGUCACCCCUCCCCUCAACAAUACCAAUUUUCACUCAUGGUCUCGAUCUCUGAAAUUAGCUUUUAUGUCAAAGAACAAAUUAUGGUUCAUUGAUGGAACCCUAAAUCGCCCUGAUAUUUCCGAUCCCAACCAUGUCCUUUGGAACCGCUGCAAUAACAUGGUCAUGACUUGGAUAACCAAUUCCAUUUAUAAAGAAAUUUAUGAAAGCGUUCUUUGGAUUGAUUCAGCAAAAGAAAUUUGGGAAGAACUCCAUGAAAGAUAUCAUCAAGGAGAUAUCUUCCGCAUCUCAGACCUUCAAGAGAAAUCUAUGCACAAAAAUAAGGAAUUUGAUAAUUUUUGCCCCCUGCCUAGCUGUCAGUGUGACCCUGUUUGUCAUUGUCAAUUAUUACCAUCCAUCAAAACAUAUAGGGAAAAUGACUAUAUUAUACGUUUUCUAAAAGGUCUCAAUGACCAAUAUGCACAUGUUAGAUCACAGAUUAUGCUCAUCAGUCCCCUCCCUAGUGAUAACAAGGUCUUUUCUAUGCAAAUUCAACAAGAAAGACAAACCUCUUCCCCUGUUCCAGAUGAGAAACUCAUUGCUCACAUCCAAAACCCUCCCUCCAAAGGACGUUCUACUUAUGCUAGCACCAAACCCUCAUACAAUCCAAAAUCAAAAGGCCUUAAAAUCUGCACCUACUGUAAUAAGCUUGGCCAUACCAUUGAAGUUUUCUUCAAAAAACAUGGCCUCUCAUCUUACCUUAAAAAGACCAACAUAGCAUUAGCAACUUCUGAUGAACCCGGCACUGAAGAAGGCACCUCUGGUCCAUCUAAAGAUUCUUCUAAGAAUAUUGGCUUUACUGCUGAACAACAAAGAGCUCUCCUUGCCCUGCUUCAGCAAAACAAUGCCUUUUCUGCACCCAACAUUCAACAUCUUCAGUCGCCCUCUGCCUCUCACCCAAGUAUAUCUCAUAUUCACAAUAUUUUUGCUAAUGAUCAAUCUGAAUGGCUGCUUAACACUGGUGCCACUAGCCAUGGCACACAUACUCUGAUGAAGAUUGGUGCAGCUAAAAUUCACAAUGGUCUCUACACUCUUACCUCACCUUUCAUUCCUCUCAAUAAAGUCAUUUACUCUACUAUAAACAAUUGUACACUAUGGCAUAAUAGAUUAGGUCACACUUUUUAUGAGACUAUUGUACAAAUCAAUAAAAACUUUCCUUUAUCCAAUUUACACAAAUCUCAUGAACCUUGUGACACUUUUUUUAGUGCUAAACAAAAAAGAUUGCCUUUCUAUAAUAGUGAUACUUCUACUCUUCAUUGCUUUGAUCUUAUACAUAUGGAUAUAUGGGGACCUAUUUCCAACCCCUCUAUCAAUGGACAUAAAUAUUUUCUCACUAUUGUGGAUGACCACAGUAGGUAA
Molecule: messenger RNA, 1542 nt
Organism: Vicia villosa (hairy vetch)
Lineage: Eukaryota; Viridiplantae; Streptophyta; Magnoliopsida; Fabales; Fabaceae
Exons: 3
Coding region: 1-1542 (513 amino acids)
Molecular function (GO): nucleic acid binding
Source: RefSeq, a predicted model, not a curated record